Messenger RNA from Exophiala bonariae, 1029 nucleotides. RefSeq lists its product as uncharacterized. The record is from RefSeq and is a predicted model, not a curated record. Gene Ontology annotation, molecular function: oxidoreductase activity, acting on NAD(P)H. NCBI's taxonomy places the organism in Eukaryota, Fungi, Ascomycota, Eurotiomycetes, Chaetothyriales, Herpotrichiellaceae. The transcript is spliced from 2 exons. The coding region runs from base 1 to 1029 and encodes 342 amino acids.
AUGAAGGGUGUAAUCGUCACUGAAGUCGGCGCCCAACCGACAGUUGUCGAUAACCUUACGAAACCUGUCCCAGCUCCUGACCAAGUGCUUGUCAAGUCAAUCUGGGCUGCGAUCAAUCCGGUUGACAAUUACAUGGUCGACUGGGGCAUCCUCGUCGUUGAGUGGCCUUUCGUACUAGGUUGUGAUGCUGCAGGGGUUGUGGUCGAAGCGGGAGAGGAAGCUUCUUCCCGAUAUGGACUCACCCCUGGUACUGAGGUGUUUGGGUGUACCAGACUGGGCCAUCAACAGUAUUCAACUGCUCAGGAAUUCUUCUUGAUGGAUGCGGCUGUCACCUUGAGGAAACCCAAGAACAUCUCUUUGGUCGAGGCUGCGACGUUGGGUGUAGGUAGUGAGACGGCUAUGUUAGCACUUGUUGAGGGUCUCAAGGUUUCGUUUGGCAAUCCUAAGCAGGAUCAGGACGAGUGGAUUGUUGUUCUGGGCGGCGCAAGCAGCGUGGGUAAGUGCGCCAUCCAACUGGCCCGCGCGGCUGGUUACAAGGUAGCAGCAUCUUGUUCCAGCAAAUCCGCGGACGAAGUCAAGGCACUCGGUGCUGCUACGUUUGAUUACAAGCAGCCAUUGGAAGCGCAAGUUCAGGAGGUUUUGGAGAUGACUUCAGGAAAGUUCUCCAAGGUUUUCGACGCUGUCGCAGCAGAUGAUCCACUUAUCGCCAAAGCACUCUUCAGGGUGACCAACUCGCCGGACAAGCGAUUUGCGACGACGAACGACUGGAGCGGAAUUGGCGACUUUGAGGGCGGAAAAUCCUACCUGACACAAUUGGGAGCGGUUGGGAGACCUGAAGCGACCGAGCUCAACAAGCGAAUUGCGAGCUACGUCCCUGUGAUUAUUGGCGCGAUUGAACGAGGGGACUUGAAGCCUGCUGACUAUGAAGUGAUUGGCAAUGGUUUGGAGGCUAUGAUCACGGCAUGCAAGCACCAAAAGUCAGGGGCUGGUGGUUCCCGCAAGGUAGUAAUUAAGAUACAAGACGAAUAG